Messenger RNA from Williopsis jadinii, 710 nucleotides. RefSeq names its product YEATS domain-containing protein YAF9 (gene YAF9). Lineage: Eukaryota; Fungi; Ascomycota; Saccharomycetes; Phaffomycetales; Wickerhamomycetaceae. Gene Ontology annotation, biological process: regulation of DNA-templated transcription. The coding region runs from base 26 to 670 and encodes 214 amino acids. The transcript has a single exon. The record is from RefSeq and is a predicted model, not a curated record.
CAGGCAUCAAAGCCGUAGGAGGGAAAUGGCACCAGGACCUUCAUCAAAGAGAAUAAAGACGCUGUCGAUAUGCCGUCCCAUAGUGUAUGGCAACACAGCUAAGCCCUUUGAUCCGGAGCACAGGCCACCAAAUGCGCCAUCAGAGCAUACCCAUACAUGGACGGUGUUUGUUCGCGGUCCGUACGGUGAAGACGUCUCGUACUUCAUCAAGAAGGUUGUGUUUAAACUGCACGACACCUAUAACAACAGUACGAGAUCCAUCGAGUCUCCGCCGUUUGAAGUCACGGAGACCGGCUGGGGUGAGUUUGAGAUCGGGAUUAAGAUAUUCUUCGUCAAUGAAGCCAACGAGAAGAAUGUGUCGCUGUAUCACCACUUGAGACUACACCCGUAUGGGUUGCCUCUCAAUGCCGUGCCUACUGAAGAGCAGAAGAACGUUGAAAGCAUACAGUUCGACGAAGUGGUGUUUAAUGAGCCAACUGAACAAUUGUUCCAUAUAAUGACACAGAAGCCGGGUAAUAUGGUUCCAGAGUUGAAGACGCAGAGCGUGUUCAGCAAACAGACAGAAAGAGAGGAAGUUGUUAGGAUUGAGAAUGGAAUCAAGAAAGUCAGACAGGAGAUUGAAAAGUAUACGAAGAAGUUGAAUGAACUUCAACAGAUAAAGGGUCCUUGAAGCUUUCCAUGUUUAAUGAAUAUGUACGGGUUGUACAGUU